Aspergillus puulaauensis is the source of this 258-nucleotide messenger RNA. It is a transcript of the gene SEM1, whose product is annotated as proteasome regulatory particle lid subunit SEM1. The record is from RefSeq and is a predicted model, not a curated record. Gene Ontology annotation, biological process: mRNA export from nucleus; double-strand break repair via homologous recombination; proteasome assembly. Gene Ontology annotation, cellular component: proteasome complex; proteasome regulatory particle, lid subcomplex. Lineage: Eukaryota; Fungi; Ascomycota; Eurotiomycetes; Eurotiales; Aspergillaceae. The transcript is spliced from 3 exons. The coding region runs from base 1 to 258 and encodes 85 amino acids.
AUGUCAAACACACAGUCUCAGGAUACGAAGCAAGAAGCUUCCGAACAGCCCCAGCAGCAAAAGCCUACCGUUCUAGAGGAAGAUGAUGAAUUCGAAGAUUUCCCUGUUGAUGACUGGCCAGAGAACGAGACAGAGCAGGCAACCGCGAACGGGAAUAAUGUUCACUUGUGGGAGGAGAGCUGGGAUGACGAUGAUGCCGCUGAGGACUUUUCGAAGCAGUUGAAGGAAGAGCUCAAGAAAGUCGACGCCUCGUCUUAA